Messenger RNA from Sorghum bicolor (sorghum), 3049 nucleotides. RefSeq lists its product as uncharacterized. Bases 659 to 2761 code for a protein of 700 amino acids. The record is from RefSeq and is a predicted model, not a curated record. The transcript is spliced from 5 exons. Lineage: Eukaryota; Viridiplantae; Streptophyta; Magnoliopsida; Poales; Poaceae.
CGGCUACACGUACCUCCCGCGCGCCUCCCUCCGCCUCCUUGGCAUCCCCGCCCUCCGCCCGCGCGCGCGGUUCUCCGCCGUCCGUUUCGUGGCUCCGGAGAUCCGGCCUCAUCCUCCCCGCUCGCCCUCGUCGUCUCCUCCGCCCUCCCCACUCCCCGUCUCGUCCGCUUUCUUUAAUCGAUCCCCCGCGCCCCCACAACCCCAAGCAACCCCCACUAAUCGUCGUCCCCUUCCCUUUCCUUUCCUGGCGGUGGCAACAAUGGACGGUGGCGGCGAUCUCACCGCGUCGGGUUGCUGCACCGGCGGUUCUUGCGGCGCCGUGCGGGUUUCUCGGUAGCCUGUGAGUUCGAUUAGACCGCCUCGACCUGCCGUCGUGCUGGUUCCUGGUUCCGUUCUCGGUGUUCUUGGCGCUGGUCUGGGUUCUGGGGCGAUCGGGACACGCCUCAGCUAUGCUUGUCGAGGGUACCCGACGAUCUUCUCGGGAAAAGUGCCUCACUCCUCAUACCAUCGGGUAGGGCCACAUCUGAACGACCUCUGCGCACCGUGAGUGUCCUGAUGUGUAACUAGUACGCUGUUUUGGUGAUUUUGGACUUGCACUCUUUUUCUGAAAGUUCAUGAAAGAGAUGUUUAGAAAAUCUACAUAGUUCUGUGACGGUGGAUGGUGGUCAUGGAAGGGACAGCAAUCGGAACAGCUAUUGAGUCAAAACCAGGCAAUGAGCAAAAGGACUCCUUAACAGAGGUGCUUAGAACUACUGAGACUUUAGUGGCACGUGAUUGUGAAGUUGAAAAAUUAAUUGGACUUGAAGAUGACACAGAAUUAACACCUUAUGAAGGAAUGGAAUUUGAGUCUGAAGAUGCCGCAAGGGAUUUCUACAGCACAUAUGCAAGAAGUGCAGGUUUUCGAAUUCGGAUAAGCAGGUAUACUCGCUCCAGACGUGAUAAUUCAGUUAUUUCUCGUCGAAUUGUGUGUUCAAAAGAGGGAUUUCAUGAAACCCGUGCUUGUGAUGGCCUCCAUUCUGAACAAAAACAGAAAGAACGGGCAGGUACUAGAGUUGGUUGCAAGGCAAUGAUAUUAAUUAAAAAGUUUGAUCCUGGCAAAUGGAUGGUUACCAAAUUCGUAAAGAACCACAAUCAUGGACCAGUUCCACCAAGAAGACUUGAUUCUAGGCCAGCUGAUCAGGACUGCGAUCAAAUCGAGAAGCCACAUUCUAUUGAAGCGGACCCUGUUCAGGAGCCAUUUGAGGGUAUGGAAUUUGAAUCGGAAGAAGCUGCAAAAUUUUUCUAUGUAAACUAUGCAAGGCUAACUGGUUUUCGUGCACGUAUUAGUAGAUACUGCCGUUCAAGGCGUGAUAAUUCAAUUAUUUCUCGCCAGAUUGUGUGUUCCAAGGAAGGCUUCCGUGAACUUCGGACCAAGAAAGUGAUGACAGAUGAAGGGAAAACAAAGCGUCCGAGAAUGAUAACUAGAGUCGGUUGCAAAGCCAUGAUUGUAGUGAAAAAGAUGAACUCUGGAAAAUGGAUGGUUUCUAAAUUUGAGAAGGAGCAUAACCAUUCACUAUCACAUUCUAAAAUGAUCCCUGGUACCUCAAACAUUACUUCUAGAGAAGUUGCUGAUUUUGCUGCAAAGAGUGCAGAUCCCAAUGAAGUUAAAAAUGAAGGAUUUGGUGCAGGAACACAAUGUAAUCCUGCAGAUUCCCUCACUGUCCUUUAUAAUAAUUUAUGUCAGGAGGCCAUAAAAUUUGCAAAAGAAGGUUCCGUCACAGAAGAAAUUUACCAUGUGGCAGUUUCUGCCUUGAAAGAGGCUGCAGAAAAGGUUGCUGAAGUCAAAAGGAGUCGUCCAACAUUGCCACAUUGUGGUUUUAUUAGUGAAAGCAAACAUGAUGUCUUACAGCUGAAAACAACGAGUGCUUUGCAAUGUUCAAAUCAGGUUGAACUGACAACAACAUCUCCCAGUCCCGGGUCCAGGCCUGCUCAAGAUCCUGCCUCCAAUCUUCUGCUGAUACCAACCAAAAUUUUGACUGAUUCAGGAUUAUAUGAUGGUGUUGACACUGUCGUUCCUCUAUCAAGAGGUUUUCCCAAAAAUGGGAGACAAGGUACACAUACAUCAGAAAGUUCUGUUAUGCAUUUUGAGACCACAAAGACCUCUUCACAAAAAUCUCAGAACACUUGUUCUAAUAAACUCAUCCAUGGAAAGGAGCAAGUUAUCCAUGGAAGUUCCGAAGAUUCCAUGGUUGCUAUUCCUGCAAUACCUCUUGCACUGUGCAUGCCUGUAACGCAGAACUUACCUGGAUCUUCUGCAGAGGUGCCAUACAGAUUGCUGGCUGCACCUAUUCAAGCAGUUCCAAUUUCAUACUGUCCUGCAGAACCCAUAAGACAACCACAAAAGGGUAUUUGUGCUUUAAGUCCAUUUGGAGGUGUUCUGUCUGAACUGAACAACCAUGGAACAGGUCCCAAAUCUCUGGUUCAUGCUACUGCUCUUGCUUGUGGUGCUCGUGUUGUUCCUCUUGAGGAGGCAGCUUCGCUUAUUAAUGCCAUUGAAUCCAAGAUCAGAUCCGGAGGGGCCAUAAUAGCAAAAGUGCCUUCAAGCAACCUGACAUCUCCAGUUCCUCCGUCUAUCGCUAUGUCAUCUUCUAGUGAAGAUGAGGAGCAUGACCCCAGUGAGCCCUUGAUGGUGGACAUCGAUCGCAAUUUUAAUCAGCAGAGCUCUGACGAAAUGAAGCUCCAAAGCGAGCCAUCAGAGUCGGAAACUGAAGCUGACAACUGACCUGUGUGGUGUGAAGAUGAAAACUAUGAUAUUGUUUGCUAACAGAUACGAAGUGAACUAUUGAAGUUGCUCUAAAGAUCAAAGCUUCCCUUCAAGGCGGCAGAUUUAUUCUAUGAUUUGAGACAUUUUUGUAAGAUUCAAUUAGGAUUCUAGUCACUUAUUUUUGUUGAGUUUAUAUUGUAACUAGAUUAACUCAAGUAAAUACCUCCAGUGGAGAAUUGGUAGAAAGGACGAACCAUGCUAUGUACAUGUCUUCUGAGUAAAAGAAAGGCGAUAAGUUAAAAUCCA